Messenger RNA from Dioscorea cayenensis subsp. rotundata (Guinea yam), 1527 nucleotides. RefSeq names its product activating signal cointegrator 1. Gene Ontology annotation, molecular function: zinc ion binding. Gene Ontology annotation, cellular component: nucleus. NCBI's taxonomy places the organism in Eukaryota, Viridiplantae, Streptophyta, Magnoliopsida, Dioscoreales, Dioscoreaceae. The transcript is spliced from 5 exons. The record is from RefSeq and is a predicted model, not a curated record. Gene Ontology annotation, biological process: regulation of DNA-templated transcription. Bases 65 to 1348 code for a protein of 427 amino acids.
UUUUAUUACACAUCGGUUCUGCUCGAGAGAGAGAGAGAGAGAGAGAGAGAGAGAGAGAGCGAUCAUGGCGUCGGGGGAGUGGCUGGAGAAGGCACUGCAGAACAUAUGCGGGAAGUUGAGUGGUCUGGACCUUGACGCCGACCUAAUCUCCGGUCUCGUCUCCUUCUGUGAGCUUGCGCCUCCGCAGGACGCCGCCGAUUACCUCGCUAAUAUUGUUGGUCGAGAAGCUGGUCAGGAUAUCAUUCAGGAGUAUUUGCUUAGGAGAGGUUAUGUGGAUUCCUCUAAUGCAAAUACAAAUACCCAAACUUCAGGCCUUCAAGCCUACAUGAAGCCUGCUGCAAAUGAGGAUUCGAGGAAUGCAACCAAGAAACAAACAAGAGCGCCAAAAGGCACCGGCAUAUCUAAUGUUCAGGAUAAGGUGAAUGUCUCUAAUGUCCCAGAUGCUAAAACUCUGACAGAACAUCAAGAGGCUAAAAGCAUUUCUAAGGGACAUUCUAGCACUAACAGUAGCAAAAAGAAAAAGUCCGGAAAAGUCAUCUCUCUUGCCGAGGCUGCAAAAGGUUCAAUUGUGUUCCAGCAAGGAAAGCCAUGUUCUUGCCAGGCUCGUAGACACAAGCUUGUGAGCAAUUGCUUGUCCUGUGGUAAGAUUGUCUGUGAACAGGAAGGAGAAGGUCCUUGCAGCUUCUGUGGCGUGCUUGUGUUGAGAGAAGGCAGCACAUAUGCUGGCCUAGAUGAACUUGUAGUUCCUCACUCUGAUGCUGAAGCUGCAGCCGAGGCAUAUGCCAAACGACUUGUAGAGUAUGACCGAAACUCUGCAGCGAGGACUACAGUUAUUGAUGACCAGAGUGAUUACUAUGAGAUUGAAGGGAACAGCUGGUUGUCUGCAGAGGAGAAAGAUCUUCUAAUGAAAAAACAGAAGGAAAUUGAAGAAGCAAAUGAAGCUCAGAGAAAGAAGGUCAUUGUGACAUUUGAUUUGCUUGGCCGCAAGGUCUUAGUUAACAGAGAUGAAGCCCCAGAACUUGAAUCAGAACACCGGAUUCUAAGACCAGUUGAAGAAAGAGAACUAAACCGUAUGAAGCCAAAUCCGACAGUUAAAAUACAACCAGUCCUUGUCAAUACAGGACCUUCUAGAAAACCAGUCAAGGGAAAACAGAAUAAGAGAGCAGCAAAUGGCAUAUGCCUAGAAAUCAGUGGGAGAGUGCAGCAUGAUGAUAAUGAGCUUCGUCGUCGAAUUACUGAUGGUUCAGUAGACAGCAGUUCUUCUAAUGAAGGUAUUUGGCAAGGUCCACUUACAACUGGUCUUUCUUAUGAAGGAGAUAAUCAUGAUUGUUCUCUUGAUUAUGAUUGAGAAUAAUCUUUAGUGUUGAAGGAUAUUUCUCAUCAAGGACUCAAGUGAACUUUGAAGCCUGGAAGAGCCAUGAAACUGAUUGGAUUUGAGGUGGUGUAAUUAACUAAAAAAGGCUUGCACAGACGAUGUUAUUGCAGCAAAUGAUGUUGUCAUUAUUAGUCAGUGCUAUUUUGGCAUUU